Musa acuminata AAA Group (dessert banana) is the source of this 1600-nucleotide messenger RNA. Its product is annotated as flavin-containing monooxygenase FMO GS-OX-like 4. The transcript is spliced from 7 exons. Bases 5 to 1384 code for a protein of 459 amino acids. NCBI's taxonomy places the organism in Eukaryota, Viridiplantae, Streptophyta, Magnoliopsida, Zingiberales, Musaceae. Gene Ontology annotation, molecular function: flavin adenine dinucleotide binding; NADP binding; N,N-dimethylaniline monooxygenase activity. The record is from RefSeq and is a predicted model, not a curated record.
CCACAUGUCGUCCUCCUCUCUCGCUCCCCGUCCCCUUCCCUCGCCGACGACCUCCCGUCACGUGGCCGUAAUCGGGGCCGGCGCGGCCGGCCUCGCGGCCGCGCGUGAGCUCCGCCGCGAGGGCCAUCGCGUCGUCGUCUUCGAGCGCAGUGCUGCCGUCGGAGGCACCUGGAUCUACACACCCGCCGCCGAGUCCGACGCCUUGGGCCUCGACCCUCUUCGCGAGGUCGUCCACAGCAGCCUCUACGAUUCGCUCCGGACCAACCUCCCCCGCGAGUGCAUGGGCUUCCUCGACUACCCCUUCUCCUCCCGCCGCGCCCGCGCCGGCGGCGAUCCCCGGCGGUUCCCCGGACACCGCGAGGUUCUCUGCUACCUCCAGGAUUUUGCAAGGGAGUUCGACCUCUACGGGCUGGUCCGGUUCCGGACGGAGGUGGCUCUGGUGGAGAGGGAUAACGACGGAAGGUGGCAAGUGAACUCGAGGAGGUCUGGCGCUGCCGGUGGCGAUGGGAGCGACGAGAAUGAGGUCUUCGAUGGGGUGGUUGUUUGCAAUGGACAUUACACCGAGCCGCGGAUCGCAGAGAUUCCUGGCAUGGAUGCAUGGCCUGGGAAGCAAAUGCAUAGCCACAAUUAUCGUGUCCCUGAGCCAUUGCUCGAUCAAGUGGUGGUGAUAAUUGGGAAUUCAAAUAGUGCGGUUGACAUUUCAAGGGACAUUGCUAGAUUUGCAAAAGAAGUGCAUGUUUCAGAUAGGUCCCUGACUGAUGAACCUCCAAGAAAGCAACCGGGCUAUGACAACAUGUGGCUUCAUUCUGCGAUUGCAAGCACCCAUAAAGAUGGCGCGGUGGUAUUUAGAGAUGGAUGCUCCAUACAUGUUGAUGUUAUUAUACAUUGUACUGGGUACAAGUACCAUUUUCCCUUUCUUAAAACAAAAAAUAUUGUCACUGUGGAUGACAACCGUGUUGGCUCGCUUUAUAAACACAUUUUCCCUCCAUUUCUUGCUCCAAGCCUUGCCUUCAUUGGAAUACCUUGGAAGGUAGUUCCUUUCCCAAUGUUUGAACUGCAAAGCAAGUGGGUAGCAGGUGUUCUAUCAGGGCGAAUUGCACUUCCAACCAAAGAGGAAAUGUUGGAAGAUGUCAAAUCCUGGUACUUAGAAGUGGAAGCUGUUGGAUGGCCCAAAAGAUACACCCAUAACUUGUCAAACAUUCAGUUUGAGUAUGAUAAUUGGCUCGCGGAGCAAUGUGGAUGCCCUUCUGUGGAAGAAUGGAGGAAGCUGAUGUAUGUGGCGACUAAGAAAAACAAAAGGGCUCAUCCAGAGAGCUAUCGUGAUGAAUGGGAUGAUGACCAUUUAAUUUUACAAGCAGAAGAAGACUUUCAAAAGUUCUUAUGAUCUUAUCUAUUAUAUUCUGUGUCUACGUGAUAGAAUUGAAUGCAUAGCAUUGGGCUAUAUUAUGGAAUAAGAAAUUUUUUGCUUUGAGAAGAAUUUUUCUCAAAGCUCUCAUAAUAUUUGCCAUUUAUUUCUCAAAAACAUACAUCAUGCUUUUUUUCCAAUAAUAGAGACUGUGUUCUCAUGUGAAAUAAAAGUUUGCAAUUUUUUACUUCUUAA